AUGUCCAUGCUGCCCUUAGCCCUGCAGCGGCUGUGCCAGGCGAGUGCUCUAUCCACCCUCCACAGCAUCCCUCUUCCAUCUCUCCCCUAUUCCUUCACAGGCGUCCAUGCUACCAUUGCUUCUGCAGCGGCUACGUCCGUGCUACCCUUAGCGCUGCAGAGGCUGUGCCAGGCGAGUGCUCUAUCCACCCUGCACAACACCCCUCCUCUCUCUCCCCCCUCUUUCCUCCCCCCAACGCCCGUGCCUCCUCCAACAGACGCCAGUGCGCUAUCCACCCUGCACAACAUCACCGUGGGGGUGCUGUGGCAUCUGCGCCCACACACAACCCCCUCCGCCACCCCUCAGACUGCCACCAGCAGUGCAGGGAAGGAGAUGGAAACCCCUCUGCCAGUGCCCUUCUCAGCGCUGCUGCUGCGGCCCAAAGGGGUGGCGAUCCGCUCGUCACUGCCUGCAGGGGUGGUGGCGGUGGUGGUGGUGGCAGGGAGGAAAAGAUUGCAGGUGCAGCAGGCAGAUAGGACGGACGACUUUGGUAUUGCACCGGUGAAGCGCAAGUGUGGGGAGAGGGAGGAGGAGGAAUGGAGCCCUCUGAUCCUGCCCAUGGAGGUCUAUGUCCCCCGCUCUCUCGCCCGUGCCAUGGCAUCCACCGGCCCCUGCCGGCUGUAUGACGAGACCAUGAGGUGCUACCAGUCGCUGCAGGCGUCAGCAGCAGUGCAGGCGAUAGUGGAUGGGGAGGAUGUGGGGCGAGUGCGGGGCACAACAGGCGUGCUGCUGGAGGACCCCAAACAAUCAGGAGCUGCCGCUGCUGCCGCAUCAUGCCCCAACGCCAAGCUCCUCCCCACGUGCCUCAUUCGCUAUCUCACCUCCCUCUUCCUCCGCCACCCCUCUCUCGACUUCACUCUUGCCGCCGCCUCCCCUCCCCUGCCCGCCCGCUCGGUCGCCUCCGCCUUCCACCCCAACCGCGCCCCCCUGCUGCCCCACGCUGCUGAGUGGCGGGCAGAGCACUGUGGGGAAGGAGGGAGUGCGGACAUUGCCACAGCUUGCUACCAACGACUGCUAGCAGAGCUCUUUCUGCUCGCAGACGCCCCUUCACUCAUCUUCACGCACAAGUCACCUUCCUUCUCCUUCGUUGUGGCGCGCGGGUCAACGCGACAAUCCCGAGGGCUGCAGGGGGCGUUCAGAGUGGUGCAGCCGGCGCUGUGUGCUGCAGCGUGCCCCAAACCGCUCUUGGAGAAUAAGUUCGCCCAACACAUGAUUGUGGAUGAGUCCCUUAAAGCCCUGUACUGCGCGCUGCCCAAGGUUGGCAACACGAGCUGGAAGCUCUGGUUCCGCCUCAUGAAGCUUCGUGGAAACUACUCCGAGUUCCACUCCUUUAAUAAGACCAGCUCUGACAACCAAGCAGGUUCCGCGAAUGGGACGGCCGCAGCAGAUGCUGGGAUUGGGGGAACAGCAGCAGCAGAAGGGACAGCAGCAGCACCAGCAGCAGCAGCAGCAGCGUCAGAGCCAGCAGGGUUGAACAUCACGACCGAGGAUUUUAAGAUGAUUCACCUGCGUGGGCUGAACGGACUCACGGAACUACCAGAUUUGCACGAGGAGGCAGCCAUUCGGUUCAUUACGCGGCGAGACGUGUUCCGAUUCACGUUCGUGCGCAACCCUCUCACGCGCGCCACAUCAGCGUUUCUUGACAAGUUUGUGCUCGCGCGGAACUUCACAAACGAGGGCGAUGCACGGCUGUAUUGGGCGGACGCCAUGUUUGGGAAGAGCAAGCAGCUCAAGAAGAUGCUAAAAUCGCAUCCCAAGGGUGACUUUUCGUUUGCGGAGUUUCUGGUUCUUGUGGAGGAGGCUCUUAAAGGGGAUGCUGAUAAGAUCGAGAAUCACAUCGACAAGCAGAUCGACCUCUGUGCGCUGGAUCGCGUGCAUUACGACUUUGUGGGUCGCUUCGAGAACAUGUCCGCUGACGUGGCAGCAGUGAUGCGUCAGCUCAACACGUCAGAUCUCGGGAUAUUCCAGAAGGGCAAGUCCCUCCAGCUCACAGGCGCGGACCAGCGUUCGGCACAGUUGUACGAUAAGGAUUCGCUGGAGCGCGCUCAUCGGAUCUACAGCGACGACAUGAGCAUUCCGUUCAACGCCAUUCGCUACGACAUUCCCGAGGCCCUCAAGCAGGUGGCUGCUCAGGAAAACGACACGCCAACACCGGCAAUCACAACCUCAAGAAAACUCUGA
Molecule: messenger RNA, 2220 nt
Organism: Closterium sp. Naga37s-1
Lineage: Eukaryota; Viridiplantae; Streptophyta; Zygnematophyceae; Desmidiales; Closteriaceae
Source: the annotation of a GenBank genome assembly